CCUGAAUGGCUGCGUUUCACUGCGUUAUCGCGGCGGGAUUGUUGACGCGACGUUCACGUGUGUUACCGUCUUCAGGAACAUCGCGGCACGUAAAAACAUCUUUUGAUUAAUGGCGUAUUGCAAACAACUUUCAGGUGCAUACAGUCAUCUAGUGCACAAGAACAUGCAGCGCUCACGCCUUUACGCUGAUGAUCUACACAUAAACUUAAUGUCUUGCAAGAAUUUAAACUGUACCUUUUAAACAGUCUUCCUCUCCCCUCAUCCCAAGUAAACCCUUCAAAGACCAUUAUCACAGAAAAAGGGGAAAAAUGUAUUUAUUGUGUAGUCUAUCACGUACAUAACUUAUCUAUAUAUUGCCUUCUUCUCUCGGGAGAUAAUGGCGUUGGUUUGCGCAUGCACAGUGGCUACCCGGAAGUACGUCACGAUCGGCAAAGGACAAUAUCCGUCCGCUUUUUUGUCGGUUAGUGCCUCGUUUGUCCACGCAUAGUAGCGCUUCUGUUGGCUAAGAUGAAAGAAGACAAUCGACUGAAAAAGAGAUCUCAUGGAGACGUUGAGGGCUUGGAGGACGACGAUUACAUCCCCUACGUUCCCGUCAAAAUCCGUAAACUACAAAUGAUUCAGAAGAUGUUGCGAUUGCGUGGUAAAGCAAUGGAUGAGGAACAUCGAGCCCGUAGGGAGGAUCAAAGAGAUGAAGACGAAGUGCUCGGUCCACGUUCCAAUGUCAGCCUCCUUGACCAGCAUCGGCAACUCAAGGAAAAAGCAGAAGCACGCAAAGAGUCAGCCAGGGAGAAGCAACUCAAAGAGGAAGAUAAGAUUUUAGAAAGCGUUGCAGAAGGGAGAGCUUUGAUGUCGGUGAAAGAAAUGGCCAAGGGGAUCAUUUAUGACAAUCCAAUCAAAACAAGCUGGAAGGCUCCACGCCAUGUCCUAAAUUUGCCUGAGACCAGAAAUGAGCGUGUCAGAAAGAAGUUUCACAUCCUGGUUGACGGAGACAGCAUCCCUCCUCCGAUCAAAAGCUUCAAGGAGAUGAAGUUUCUGCCAGCAAUUCUUAAAGGUUUGAAGAAGAAAGGAAUUGUACAGCCAACACCAAUUCAGAUUCAAGGAAUCCCCAUAGUUUUAUCGGGUCGCGACAUGAUCGGCAUCGCCUUUACUGGUUCGGGCAAAACUUUGGUCUUUACUUUGCCCAUCAUCAUGUUUGCCCUGGAGCAGGAGAAGAGGUUGCCCUUCUUCAAAAGAGAGGGACUGUACGGACUCAUCAUUUGUCCUUCAAGAGAACUCGCUCGACAAACGCACGGCAUCAUUGAAUAUUACUGCAAACUGCUGGAGGAAGAAGGAGCCCCAAAGUUGCGAACAGCCCUCUGUAUUGGAGGUAUGUCAUUAAAAGAGCAAAUGGAAGUUGUGAAACAUGGUGUACACAUGAUGGUUGCCACUCCUGGGCGUCUCAUGGACUUGUUGCAGAAGAAGAUUGUAAGUCUGGACAUCUGUCGCCACCUGGCCCUGGAUGAGGCUGACAGGAUGAUUGACAUGGGCUUUGAGGAGGACAUCAGGACAAUUUUCUCUUAUUUUAAGGGUCAAAGACAAACCUUGCUUUUUAGUGCCACCAUGCCCAAGAAGAUCCAGAAUUUCGCCAAGAGUGCUUUAGUAAAACCGAUCACCAUCAAUGUUGGCCGAGCAGGUGCUGCCAGCUUGAAUAUUAUCCAGGAAUUUGAGUACGUAAAAGAGGAGGCAAAGAUGGUGUACCUGCUCAAAUGUCUCCUGAAAACUGCGCCUCCCGUCUUGAUUUUUGCUCAGAAAAAGGCAGAUGUGGAUGCCAUCCAUGAGUAUUUGCUGCUGAAAGGUGUGGAGGCGGUGGCCAUCCAUGGAGGAAAAGAUCAGGAGGAAAGAACAAAAGCCAUUGAAGCGUUCAAAGAAAAGAAGAAUGUACUUAUUGCCACAGAUGUGGCAUCCAAAGGUCUGGAUUUCCCGGCCAUCCAGCAUGUCAUCAACUACGACAUGCCCGAGGAGAUCGAAAACUAUGUCCACAGGAUUGGAAGAACAGGGCGAUCUGGCCAUACCGGUAUAGCCACAACAUUCAUCAAUAAAGGCUGUGACGAGUCCGUAUUGAUGGAUCUGAAUGCCGUGCUUGUAGAAGACAAGCAAAAGGUUCCUCCGGUUCUGCAGGUGCUCCAGUUCGAGGACGAAACAAUGCUGGAUAUCGGAGGAGAGAGGGGUUGUACAUUUUGUGGCGGUCUUGGUCAUCGUAUUACAGACUGCCCGAAAUUAGAGGCAAUGCAGACCAAGCAGGUCACCAACAUCGGCAGGAUGGACUACCUGGCUCGCAGCUCUAUGGACUUUUAAGUGUUUUUAUACUUGUAUAUACUUGUACUUGUAUACUUAUCCUUGUAAAUAUUGUAAAUAAAUCUUUC
Corythoichthys intestinalis (scribbled pipefish) is the source of this 2402-nucleotide messenger RNA. Its product is annotated as probable ATP-dependent RNA helicase DDX41. The coding region runs from base 508 to 2334 and encodes 608 amino acids. Gene Ontology annotation, biological process: mRNA splicing, via spliceosome. The transcript has a single exon. The record is from RefSeq and is a predicted model, not a curated record. Gene Ontology annotation, cellular component: spliceosomal complex. Lineage: Eukaryota; Metazoa; Chordata; Actinopteri; Syngnathiformes; Syngnathidae. Gene Ontology annotation, molecular function: RNA binding; RNA helicase activity; ATP binding.